UUAAACGUUUCAUUCUUUUUUGGCAAAUUCUGCCUUCUCUGCUCUUCUUUGCUUGUAAACUCAAAUCUGUAAAAAAUUGGCACAAUGAGCUGGAGAUAUAAAGGCGGGUUGAUUCUAAUUAUAACUGUUGUGAUCAUGUGGGUCACUUCUGCAGAAGUCACUCAGGGUGUUUUCAAGGACUAUAAGCAGCCAUUCGCAGUGACCUAUCUCGGGACUUCACUCUUGGCAUUCUAUCUUCCCAUAGCAUUCUUCAAGGACUGGUUACUGAAGUCCCUAAAGUCCCGCACUAGUGAAAGUGGCGAUAGUGCGGAGACAGUAGAUGCAAUCUGCGCAGCUCCAGAUUCUCCUGGCAAAAAUAAUGGGAAGCAGAGUAAUAUGGAAAUGGAAAAUCAAGGAAAUUUGACUGUGGUGGAUUCAACGGGCAAAGAACUUCAUUUACUCGAAGAAGGAAAGGCCUUUGUUUUAGAAGCAGAAGAUGGUGACAUUGCCAAGCAAGAGGAGAAGAUGAACAGCAAGCAAAUUCUCAAAGUCGCCUGCACCCUUGCGCCUAUUUGGUUUGUGUCUGAGUAUUUCAUGAAUGCUGCACUCGCACGAACAAGCGUUGCCAGCACUACGAUUUUGUUCUCGACAUCGGGACUUUUCACCCUUCUGAUUGGUGCAUUUCUAGGACAGGAAUCCAUAUGUGUAGUAAAAGUAAUCUCGGUCGUUAUCAGUAUAGCCGGAGUCGCCAUGACUACACUAGGGAAGACUUCAAGUACCGAUCAAUCACAAACCAACACAACUGUAACCUACUCUCUUCUAGGAAAUCUUUUCGCGAUUCUCUCAGCUGCAACUGAUGGACUAUUUGCUGUGCUUCUGAAGAAGUACGCUGGAGAAGAAGGAAAAAGGGUGGACAUGCAAAAGUUAUUCGGUUGUAUCGGACUAUUCUCGCUUCUUGCACUUUGGUGGUUUGUUUGGCCUCUCAUUGCUUUAGACAUAGAGCCGAAAUUUGCCUUUCCUCAGUCUGUGGCCGUGGGUGGAGUUGUUCUCGCCAACUGCUUCGUCGGAAGUUUCCUCUCUGAUUAUUUCUGGGCGCUUGGUGUUGUCUGGACCACUCCUCUCGUGGCGUCGCUAGGCGCCUCCCUCACGAUACCCUUUGCCAUGUUGGAAGACAUCCUAAUACACGGCCGGCGGUUUUCGCUGAUUUACAUUCUUGGCUCGGUCCAGGUAUUCCUGGGAUUCGUAUUGGUUAACUCUUCAGAUUGGUUCUCACCAAAAUUGGCAUUGCAAUUUUUCCAUUCAUUGAAAUAAUUCUGUACAUGUGUACAUCUGAGAUACUCCGGAUCGAGAAUAGAUACAGAUGAAUCCAUUGCUUA
Messenger RNA from Rhodamnia argentea, 1355 nucleotides. RefSeq lists its product as uncharacterized. The coding region runs from base 85 to 1290 and encodes 401 amino acids. The record is from RefSeq and is a predicted model, not a curated record. The transcript has 8 exons. Gene Ontology annotation, biological process: regulation of peptide transport. NCBI's taxonomy places the organism in Eukaryota, Viridiplantae, Streptophyta, Magnoliopsida, Myrtales, Myrtaceae. Gene Ontology annotation, cellular component: membrane.